Messenger RNA from Coffea eugenioides, 3651 nucleotides. RefSeq names its product ABC transporter A family member 9-like. The coding region runs from base 285 to 3242 and encodes 985 amino acids. The record is from RefSeq and is a predicted model, not a curated record. Gene Ontology annotation, molecular function: ATP hydrolysis activity; ATP binding; lipid carrier activity. The transcript has 17 exons. Gene Ontology annotation, cellular component: intracellular membrane-bounded organelle; membrane. Gene Ontology annotation, biological process: lipid transport; transmembrane transport. NCBI's taxonomy places the organism in Eukaryota, Viridiplantae, Streptophyta, Magnoliopsida, Gentianales, Rubiaceae.
UACUGUUACUAGCAGUUUUUCCUUUUUAACUACUGUGAAACAAGAAAUCUUCUUGAGUUGGUGAUCUUCUGCUUGGGCAAUUUGAAGAAAAUCGGAACAAAUUUGCCGGGAUGAAUUAAAGUCUCACGAUUCCCAAGGGCACCGCAAACCAGAAAGAGUCUUGUCAGCAUUUUAACCUUAAACUUCACAAAAUGACAGAGAUAUAGGGAAGACUGAAGAGUUCCAGAGAAAGGGAUCAAAAGGAAAACUUUGAAGGCAAAGAAGCAUUUGAGACUACUGAAUCAAUGGAAUUGCUAAGUGGGUUUUCACUCUUGCUGCAGCAAAUCAAUGCUUUGCUUAGGAAGAACUUCAUUCUUGCAUGGAGAAACAGAAGAUCAACAUUUCUUCAACUCUUCUCUUCAUUCUUCUUCAUUGCUUUUAUGUUUGCAUUAAGGAAGACCAAUAACUACACAGAAAGCAGACCUAAUUUCUCUGCAAAAGUUCGUGAUCCCAAGCCCAUCACUAAUCCUCCAAUUCCUGCAUGUGAGGACAAGUUGAUCAUCAAUGUUCCAUGUUUUGACUUUGUUUGGAGUGGCAGUGGAAACCAAAGACUUGAGUCCAUUGUCAAUGGCAUCAUGACUAACAACCCUGGUCGCACAAUUCCUCAGAGUAAGGUCAAAUCAUUUAGAACAAAAGAUGAAUUGGAUAAAUGGCUUUUGGAUAAUCCAAUGCGUUGCCCUGGAGCUCUACACCUUUUUGAAAGAAAUGCCGAGGAAAUAAGAUAUGGUAUAGAAAUCAAUUCAUCUUCUUCUUUUGAAUUUGGAAGGCAAAUUGAGGAUCCUGUUUUCAAGUUUCAAGUGCCCCUUCAGUAUGCUGUAUCGCGUGAAAUUUCUAGAUCCUUAAUCGGAGAUCCCAAUUUCAGCUUUAAUGUUGGUCUAAAAGAAUUUGCGCACCCUCCCAGAAGAAUUGACUCUUCAGACAGCUACGAUGCAUCAGAUCUCAGUUUCAGCAUUGAUGCUGGUUCUGCAGACCCUCACAGAAACAUUGACUCUGCGGAUAGCGAUGCGAAUAAUUUAUUUGCAGCCAGCUUUCCAGCAAUUUUCUAUCUUUUAGUUGCUAUGUUUGGUUUCACAUUUCGAAUUCAUUCUCUGGUUCUGGAGAAAGAGCUGAAACUUCGACAGACAAUGAGUAUAAUGGGCCUCUACGACAGUGCCUACUGGACUUCAUGGUUCAUAUGGGAAGGGUUCAUGGCUUUUCUGAUGUCUUUGCUUAUUGUUGCUUUUGGGACAAUGUUUCGAGAUGAUGUUUUCAUGAAAAACAAUAUUUUCCUAGUAUUCCUUCUAUUUUUCCUUUUCAUGAUUAGCAUGGUUAGCUUUGCAUUCAUGAUUUCAACCCUACUCAGCAAGUCGUCUUCAGCCACAACUGUGGGCUUCUUCAUCCUUGCUUUUGGACUUGUGACAGUGAUUUUUUCUUCGCUAUUCUACGACGGAACAGUGAAAAAUAGUUAUUAUCGCAUCUUGUGGUCAUUUUUUCCACCUAAUCCUUUUGCUGGAGGUUUUACCGUGCUUGAAGAGGCAGCAGGGGAAGGUGGCAUUAGGUGGAGUCAACGAGCGGAGUGCAAAUUACUGGGAAAUCCUUGUGUUUCAAUGGUCUACUUUUAUUUAUGGCUUGUCUCUUUGUUCUUUUUCUGGUCUCUUGUGGCUAUUUAUUUUGAUAAUAUAGUCCCCAACUCUGCUGGUUUGAGAAAAUCACGUCUAUACUUCUUGAAACCAAGCUAUUGGACAGGGAGAGGAGAUAGUAACUUGACAGAGGACAUCAGACAUCUUGCAUCUAGGUCCCCUACACAGCCGGAUCAUUUCACUCCGGAUGAUGAGGAUGUUCAUGAAGAGGAAGCAUCUGUCAAAAAAGCAACAAUCGAAGGGACCAUUGAUCCAGAUGUUGCUGUUCAGUUGCGUGGCCUUACUAAGUCAUAUUCUAUGGCAUUAAAGAUAAGCUGCCACCGGUUCUGCUUUUGCUAUUUUUGCUGUACAUGCAAGAUUACAAAACCUUUUGUGGCCGUGAAGGAUCUCUGGAUGAAUUUCCCAAAGAAUCAGUUGUUCUGUCUCCUCGGACCAAAUGGAGCUGGCAAGUCUACCUUAAUAAGCUGUUUGACGGGAAUCACUCCUGUGACACAUGGAGAUGCACUCAUCUACGGCAAUUCUAUUCGAAGCUCAAAAGGAAUGUCAACAAUCAGAAGACUGGUAGGAGUCUGUGCGCAGUUCGACUCUCUUUGGAAUGCACUAUCAGCUAAAGAACAUCUCCAUCUGUUCGCUAGUAUAAAAGGCUUGCCCACGGCUACGCAGAAAUCAGAAGUGAAACGUUUGCUGGCUGAUGUCGACAUUGACAAGAUUGCUAAUGUAAGAGCAGGAAGCUACAGUGGGGGUACAAGGCGCCGACUAAGUUUAGCAAUUGCCCUUAUUGGAGACCCGAAACUUCUUAUCUUGGAUGAACCAACAACUGGAAUGGAUCCUGUUACUCGGAGACGCAUCUGGAAUGUAAUUGAGAAUGCAAAGCAAGGGCGUUCUAUCAUCCUCACAACACAUUCUAUGGUUGAAGCUGAUGUUUUAUCAGAUCGCAUCGGAAUAAUGGCAAAGGGUAUGCUUCGCUGUAUUGGCACCUCUAUUGUGCUCAAGUCAAGAUUUGGUUCAGGUUACGCUGCAAAGGUAACAUUCCCCAAAAGCCUUUACAAUAUUUUGGCCCAAGAGAAUGACAUCAAUGCAAAGCAUCGAGAAGCUGUGAAACUCUUUUUCAAACAGCGGCUCAAUGUUGAACCAAAAGUGGAAAACGAAUACAUGUUGACAUUUACUCUACCAAGUGCUGAGGAAGAGAUAUUAGCACGAUUCUUUUCUGAGCUGGAAAAGAGAGAAAGCGAAUUUGGCAUCAAAAGCAUCCAAUUAGGUCUCGGGACGCUUGAAGAAGUUUUCCUAAAUAUAGCAAAGAAAGCAGCGCUACAGACAUUUAAUCCUAAGGAGAGCAUGAAAACUUUGACCUUGCCAUCAGGGGCCACACUGCAGGUGCCUCUUGGAGCGGAGUAUGUUAAAAUUCCAGGAGCGGAGUCCCGCCAGAAUCCCAGAGGCCUUAUGGUGGAUAUCUUCUGGGCACAGGAUGAUACAGGCAAUCUCUGCAUUUCUGGCCAUUCAGCUGAAAAGCCAGUGCCACCAGACCUCCAACUAACUGCUGCCUCCUCAGUUACUUCAACAAGGAAAAGCUGCAGUUGCUGUUAGCGAGAGAAGGAAAUGUUGUGCAGGCAUCAAUCAUCUGGCAGGAUAAUUGUUUGUCAAAGAACUAAAGAAACGUUGUCCUGCACAUUUUCUUUCAGCCAAUGCAGUUGCAGAUUUUGCCUUUGCCAAUGGAUUCACGUUGCAAGGUGGGCGGACAUAACAAAAAGCUUACCUCUGGCGCAAAUGAUUUGAAACAUAAAUUUAUGCAAGCCAAGCAACUCAAAGACAUUAGUUUUAAGAAGACAGAUGCUACAAAGAAACCAAAAGGCUCAAAUGACAUCCAAAACUCCAUCUGCAUUUGUCUUUUUUUUCCCCUUGUCAGUUGGAUGAAAGUGCUGUUUCUUGUUUCCUUUGCUCUGGAUUAAGAGAUUGAUCCUGCAUAAUCAGAGAAAUGAAAACAUGAUUAAAGCAA